Pungitius pungitius (ninespine stickleback) is the source of this 1494-nucleotide messenger RNA. RefSeq names its product glyoxalase domain containing 4 (gene glod4). The record is from RefSeq and is a predicted model, not a curated record. Lineage: Eukaryota; Metazoa; Chordata; Actinopteri; Perciformes; Gasterosteidae. The transcript has 9 exons. The coding region runs from base 171 to 1079 and encodes 302 amino acids.
GGAAUCACGUUAAUAAUUGCGCGUUCCCGCAGUUUCCUCAUUGCUCACUUGCAUUUACUUUCUUCCAAUCGACAACGGAGAAAUCGAUCGGCAAGGAAACUUAAUCGUUCCCUGCUCUUCGAUCUUCCUUCACAUUCAUCAUUAACGUUAACUUAUAUCAGACAAGAAACAUGGCACUGAGACGAGCUCUGCAUUUUGUUUUCAAAGUUGGUGACAGGACCAAAACUGCCAUGUUUUACCGAGAUGUUCUGGGUAUGAAGAUUUUACGUCAUGAAGAGUUUGAAGAAGGCUGCAAAGCAACGUGUAAUGGCCCUUACGAUGGAAAAUGGAGCAAGACGAUGGUUGGCUUCGGGCCUGAAGACGACCACUUUGUUGCUGAACUGACAUACAACUACGGGGUGGGAGAGUAUCAACUUGGCAAUGACUUCUUGGGGCUCACUGUGCAGUCGAGCCAGGCUGUGAGCAAUGCCAAACGUCUGGGAUGGCCCCUAACUGAGGUAGGAGAGGCUCUGUAUCUCACCCAGGCUCCGGGAGGGUAUCCCUUCUACCUUGUGGACAAAGAGCAGCCUCCCACUGAUCCUGUGCAGAAGGUUUGUCUCGGAGUGUCAGACCUCCAGAGAUCGAUUCACUACUGGACUACACUUUUGGGAAUGAAGGUGAUGGAAAAGAAUGAGGAAAAUAAAACCGUGCUGAUGGGAUUUACAGACACGCAAACUCUUAUGCAGUGUAAGCUGGAGCUUCGUGAUAACAGUGGGACUGUAGAUCACGGAACAGCGUUUGGGAGAAUAGCAUUUUCUUGUCCACGGGAGCAACUGACGGACCUGGAGGCCUUAAUCAAAAAGGAAAAUCAUAAAAUUCUCACUCCAUUGGUCAGCCUGGACACUCCUGGAAAGGCCACGGUAGAAGUGGUGAUAUUGGCUGACCCAGAUGGUCAUGAAAUUUGCUUUGUGGGAGAUGAAGCUUUCAGGCAACUGUCCAAGGUGGACCCCAAUGGAAACAAACUGCUUGAUAAGGCCGUGGCUGAAGAUAAAAGUGACGAGUGGUUUGCCAAACACAACCGACAGAAAGCUGCUGCAUGAGAUGAAUUUAGGAAACAUCACUUUCAGUCUGUAUGAUGAGUCAAUCCUGCACGAGGCCCCUGUGGGUUAUAAAGACGCCUCAAUCAACCCUGUUUGCGUAGUACGAGAAUCAUUCUUCCCAGGAUUUGUACUAUUAUGCACAGGCGCAUUGACAGCACUUUGUGAAAGGACCACCAGUUUGAUUUUGUCGAUAUUCUUCCAAUGAAUAUUGCUCCUAUCAAUAAUGCAGAUAGGUGGGAGAAAGAUACAUUUAGAUCAACUUACUCUUUGCAAGUACACAGAAUAGAUUGUUGAAAGCCCUUUGGGGUCCUGCUAGCUUUUUACUCGUCACUGCAAUUAGUAUCAUAUAGUAGUAGAAAUAGUUACGUCACGUGAUUGACUUACCCUGUAUGUAAUUAUUCCUAAAAAUAAAAAA